CGAUUUUCCCAUGCACCACCCUCUCUCUCUCUCUCUCCAUCUCUCUCUCUAUAUUCGGACGUUUUUGCAUCGACGGCAACGAGGCGACGAGGACAGAGAUUGAUGACGUCAGCACUCCAGCAUAACUCCAACUAAGCAUCACAGCCGUCUAUCACACUCCCAAAUCUUCCAUCACACGGUAGAGAAUCUUUGCUACUCUAAAACACCGCCCAAAACGACUGGCGACGACUGGGGGAGAGAAGCAGAACGACGGCGGCGACUGAGUUGACUCGAACUUGAGUCGCGCUAUGGGGAAUUCGGAUCGGUGGGCGACACAGAAGGCCGAGCCGACGAGGUGGAGCUUGCUCGGCCGUCGGAUGGCCCAGAGGUUCCGGCAGCUUGCGAUCUCGGCCGUUGGAUCAGUGAAGAUAAAGCUGCUGCUCUUCUGCUGCAUAGUCUUCACUGUGUUCGUGGUCGCGAGCAUUCCGGCGUCGUUUAUGGGAUGGAAACAUCAGACUACGUCGUUUGAUCGGCUCUCUGUUCCCAGGAAGGGAUAUACUAUACUGAUUAACACAUGGAAGAGAAAUGAUCUUUUGAAACAGUCUAUUUCUCACUAUAUCUCAUGUCCUGGGCUUGAUUCCAUACAUAUCGUCUGGAGUGAACCCGAUCCUCCAUCAAGUUCUCUUGUCAAAUAUCUACUAAACCACAUUACACAGUCAAGUUCUAAGCAUGGUCGGCAAGUUGAAUUGAAAAUUGAUAUAAACAAGGAAGAUAGUCUGAACAAUAGAUUCAAAGAGAUUAAGGAUUUGAAGACGGAUGCCAUCUUUUCAAUUGAUGAUGAUGUUAUAUUUCCUUGCUCUUCAGUAGAAUUUGCUUUCAAUGUUUGGCGAAGUGCACCAGAUACAAUGGUGGGAUAUGUGCCCCGUAUCCAUUGGGUUGAUGAAUCGGAAGUUUCCAUGCAGAAAGCUGAUAAGGAUCACUAUAUUUAUGGAGGAUGGUGGUCUGUUUGGUGGAUGGGUACAUACAGUAUGGUGCUCUCUAAGGCAGCAUUUUUCCAUAAAAAGUAUCUGAGUUUGUAUACAAAUGAGAUGCCAGCAUCCAUCAGAGAUUAUGUAACAAAGAACAGGAACUGUGAAGAUAUUGCUAUGUCUUUCCUUGUUGCAAAUGCAACUGGUGCUCCCCCAAUUUGGGUGAAAGGCAAGAUAAACGAGAUUGGUUCAACCGGAAUCAGUAGCUUGGGAGGUCACACCGAAAAAAGGUCUGAAUGCGUUAAUAGAUUUGUGGCAGAGUAUGGGCGAAUGCCCUUGGUUUCGACUUCCGUGAAGGCUGUUGACAGCCGCAACAUCUGGUUUUGGUGAUGCUAGUGUUUCUUGUACCUAUAGGCUCCUGAUUUCCUCCUCAUUUUGUUCCAUUAAUUCCCUACUUUUGUAAUACUCCUUUCAUGUUACUACCAAUUAUAUGUCACUGGGGAUAGAAGCUGAGUUAGUGUAGUCAAUUAGUUUUGAGCCAUAUAUAUUAACACGCAACUUGAUGGAGGAUCCAGGAAGCGAUUGUAUUGAUGUAUUCUUGUCAUUUUCUUUUUGAGGGUUCCUUAUACUUCCUUUAUAGUUUAACCCUCCAAAUUAAAAGUUGGAGAAUGAAUAUAUUUCCUUGUAGAUGUUGUUGUAAUGGUAUAAUUAAGCCUUCAUUUCUCA
Molecule: messenger RNA, 1673 nt
Organism: Cornus florida
Lineage: Eukaryota; Viridiplantae; Streptophyta; Magnoliopsida; Cornales; Cornaceae
Product: glycosylinositol phosphorylceramide mannosyl transferase 1
Exons: 5
Coding region: 288-1337 (349 amino acids)
Cellular component (GO): membrane
Molecular function (GO): glycosyltransferase activity
Source: RefSeq, a predicted model, not a curated record